This is a messenger RNA of Helicoverpa armigera (cotton bollworm), 2702 nucleotides long. Its product is annotated as glycine receptor subunit alpha-2. Gene Ontology annotation, molecular function: transmembrane signaling receptor activity; transmitter-gated monoatomic ion channel activity involved in regulation of postsynaptic membrane potential; chloride channel activity. Bases 53 to 1186 code for a protein of 377 amino acids. Gene Ontology annotation, cellular component: plasma membrane; neuron projection; synapse. Gene Ontology annotation, biological process: chemical synaptic transmission; chloride transmembrane transport; nervous system process. Lineage: Eukaryota; Metazoa; Arthropoda; Insecta; Lepidoptera; Noctuidae. The record is from RefSeq and is a predicted model, not a curated record. The transcript is spliced from 9 exons.
AACUAAAAUUACUGUUCGGAUAUAGUAAAAGUUUUGAGUUUUUGUUUUAAAUAUGGCGGCGGAAAAGUUGCUUUGGCUCACAACUGUGCUUCUCCGUCUGUGGCUGGGAGCUACAGACCUUUGCUAUGCUCAAUCCACUCUCCUGACCUUCCAAGACUUGCUGCCGGAAGACCCGAGGCUGUACGACAAGAUGAGGCCUCCGAAGAUCAAUGAACAGCCUACCAUCGUGAACUUCCAUGUGACGGUCAUGGGGCUGGACUCUAUUGACGAAACUUCCAUGACAUAUGCUGCUGACAUAUUCUUUGCUCAAACAUGGAAAGAUCAUCGCUUAAGGCUGCCCGAAAACAUGACUACGGAGUACAGGCUGCUCGAAGUGGACUGGCUGAAACACAUGUGGAGACCAGACUCCUUCUUCAAGAACGCCAAGUCCGUGACGUUUCAAACCAUGACAAUACCCAAUCACUACGUUUGGCUGUCCAAGGAGAAGACUAUACUGUAUAUGGUGAAAUUGACCCUCAGGCUGUCGUGUGCCAUGAAUUUUCUCAUUUAUCCUCAUGAUACGCAAGAGUGUAAACUGCAGAUGGAAAGCUUAUCCCACACGACAGAUGACCUGAUCUUCCAGUGGGACCCUGACGUGCCGCUGGUAGUGGACGAGAACAUCGAGUUGCCCCAACUGGAGCUGGUGCAGAAUACCACUGCUGACUGCACCCAGGUCUACUCCACAGGAAACUUCACGUGCCUGGAGGUUAUCUUCAAGCUGAAGCGGCGCUUGGGGUACCACCUGUUCAACACCUACAUACCCACUUGUCUGAUCGUCAUUAUGUCUUGGGUAUCCUUCUGGAUCAAGCCUGACGCUGCCCCCGCGCGGGUCACUCUCGGCGUGACGUCAUUACUCACGCUCUCGACGCAGCACGCGAAGUCACAGGCGCAGUUACCGCCCGUCUCUUAUCUGAAAGCUGUUGAUGCUUUCAUGUCUGUGUGUACUGUUUUCGUGUUCAUGGCUCUGAUGGAAUAUUGUUUGGUCAACAUUGUUCUGGGAGACGGCGCUAAAGUCAAGGAUGCAGCAGAAGCAGCCAAAGCCAAGAUGAGAGCGAUCAGCAUCGAUCGUUUCUCUCGCGUCUUCUUUCCUCUCCUAUUCUCCGUGCUCAACGCCAUCUACUGGAUACAUUUCGCUCAAUAUAUCUGAUGGAUUUACUUGUUCAAGUUUGACUACAUCUGCUCAUUCAUCUUCUAUCUUUCUUUUGUUUAGAUUUAAUGCUUUAUGAAGUUCGUCUUUUGUUUUUGUAUCAUUUUGUUUCUUAGUUUUGAUUAUUUACUUCAGUGGAAUUAUAGAUACCUUAAAACCUAAGUGUUAUUUUUAUUUUGAGACUACCAUCAGUUUAUCUUCUAUUUUAUUUCAUCAGUGCAGCUUUCUACUUGACAUUUCCUCAUAAGGCUAUUUUCUUGUAUCCCUCUCAAGUUUUAACACGGUAACGAAAUAUUUUUAAACUCUGUUUCAAACCUUAUCAUUGAAAUAAACUAUUGAAUAACUUUAAACCACAUUAAGCACUAUGUCUUUGUUCCUCUUAAAAAUCUUUUCGUAAAGUGUGUUUCGAGACAUUUUUAUUCAACAAUCUAUACUUUUCUCAAAAUCUUAUAAAAUCUACUGGCUACCUAUUUAUUAUUGUAAGUAGAUAUUGAUAUGGUAAAUCUAUGUCUUAUUUUAUUUAGUUUUAGUUAGAAAUUUUGCAAAAGAAUUGUAUAUCUGUAAACUGUGUUAAUGGGGUUACUUGGGCAACAAAACCUGCAGUUAAAAAGUGGGCCAAUUCGUCUUUUCGGCGAAUAAUCCUAUUAUCAAAGUAAACAGAUUAAAUUACGUCAAUAAAGUAUGAUAAUUUAAGCUGUCUGGUUAUCUUAGCAUUCUCAAGAUUUUUUGUUUAAUCCCAGGAUGGAAAAGAAAGUUUUUUUUAAAUAGAAUGAAACUGAAGGAAAGCUUGUGAUUAGUAAUAGCCGCACGAGUUGAUCGAUCAUAAGUUUAAGCAACGCUUGGCGCGGUCAAUUCUUGGAUGGUUUACCAUCUUGUCAUUGCCUUGUCUUGCCUGAAAGAAGGCCAGGGAAUAAGUGGGUCCAGGCUGUAAUUUUAACAUCUUUUGGCAGUUGUUACGUAUGCCAGUCGAACCAAGGGAUAUCGGGUUUUCCGGGUAACUGGGUUGAGGAGGUCAGGCAGGCGUUUGCUCCAUGUAAAGUAUUGGUUCUCAGCUGCCAACCAACCCCAAAAUAGUUGGGAAAACGCUGAGCAGAUGAAGUGACGAAAAUAUCGUAGGCUCGCCUAGGAAGCUACGCAUAAAAAAAGUUGAGAGCAGAUAAAUAAAGAGAUGAAGAAUGAUUUGCUCUUAGACAGUUGCAGUUUUCUGUGAUUUUGGUUACAAUAAAAUACUCGAUGCACUGGAUCAUCUGCCUCAGUGACUGUAUACUUUAUAGGUAUUUUUCAAAAAAAUAACUUUUUUAUUUGAGUAGGUACAACUGAAUAGAUUUCUACGUAGAUAAGUAAGUUUACAAAGCUUGAGAAUGUUAACAUUACCAAGAAAUUAGGUAUUAUAUUUAAAUGUUACUUGAUAAAUUAUAACAUAAGUCGUGUACAAAACAUAGAAUUAUGAAAGUUAUCAUUAUGUAUCAUUAAUAAAAAGUUUUAUGUGAAUAAAAUUAAAGUAUUAUUCGUUUCA